Molecule: messenger RNA, 3742 nt
Organism: Neodiprion fabricii
Lineage: Eukaryota; Metazoa; Arthropoda; Insecta; Hymenoptera; Diprionidae
Gene: Cep135
Product: centrosomal protein of 135 kDa
Exons: 20
Coding region: 137-3682 (1181 amino acids)
Source: RefSeq, a predicted model, not a curated record
CAACAUCACUCAAACAUGGCCGCGCAAGUAUGUUAUGUUUAUAUUUGUAUUUCGCUGGAGCAAUGUGGCUGUCAACUAUGCGUUUGUAAACAAUAAAAGUACUUGAGUUCAACGUUGCUAAUUAGUAAAUUAAACAAUGGAGGAAGAUUAUAACUUGGCUGAAAGGUAUCGGAUAGUGAGAAAACACUUGGAUCGAUUAGGUUAUCGGCAGGCAUUAUCAUUGGAUGCUUUGCCUCUGAUUGAAAAGUUAUUGGCAGAUCUUAUUCAGACAACUGACAGUCUCAAACACUUCAAGUCAGUUGCUCAAGAUAACAUAGAGGCAUGUAGUCAGCUUCAACUGGCAACUGAGCCCUACAAAUGUGACAACGCGAGGCUAGUACAGGAAUGUAACGAGCUACACCUGAAAUUGCUCGACACAAAUGAAAGCCAUCAGAAGCAAAUCAAGGAGUUGAAAAAGCAAGUACGCAAGUUAGAAAUCGACAAUAGCGAUCUUCAGUUAGUAUCGUCUCGAAACAAUAAAAAAAUUAAAGAUCUCGAGGCCGAAUCAGCUGGAAAAAGUGCUAAAAUUCUCGAAUUACAAGGCAAAUGUUGUAAGCCUGUAAUAAGCAACACUAAUCUUGCUACCAAAAAACGAGCUUGCUAUCCGCUGCGACGGCCGACGCUAGAGGCAGAUCCUUUGCCAAGAACAGGAAGCAGUUCAACCACAUUACCCAGUUCGAGACACGUUGAACCACACGUUUUUGAUUUAUUGGAAAUGGCAGACCACAGAAUGAACUGUUUAAAUCGUGAGGUAACCAAACUCAAAGGUGAUCUCUCGAUACAAAAUGAGCAGAUACAUACACUCAAAUUACAGCUAGCCACAAAGGAAAAGGAAAUAAUGCGUUUGAAGAAAAUGUUAGAUGGUGGUCGUCCCUUGUCUGCAUUAACUAAAGAUUGCUUUUGUAAAAAAUUCGACAAAACUCACUACGGAGAUGGUGGCGAUCUGAAGGUUUUAGAACGUGCAAAGCAAGACUUAGAAGAAAAGUUAAAGGAUUCAAUGGCUAAACAGCACGAAGCUAUGUCUAGAGCCUUGAAAUUAGCUGAAAGAAAUGAGGAACUUGAAAAAGAGCUAAGAGACAUUGAUCACAUUGCACUAGCUGUAGAGGCAGAUUGUAACAGUGCUGUGCAAGAGAAUAACAAGAGAGUAUGCAGAUUACAGGAAAAAAUUGAAGACCUUAUGACGCAAGUCCAUGUGCUGGAAAGUGAGUUAACCGUCGAACGUAGAGAAGCGCAAGAAUUAAGAGCAGAUUUAGAGGGUUGCAAAAUAGAAAAACGGAACAUCCAACGUGUGUUGGAGUCUACUUUAGAUGAAAAAAAACAGAUGACCGAUAGGAUAAAUCAAUUGACAAUUCUAGCAGCCAAAACUAGAUCUACGUCACCCACAGUGACCACACAAAAUGUGAAUGGUCACAAAGAGGAUGAAGUUACUAAGGAUGUUGUGGACCCUGUAUCAAAUGGAAUGCAGGCUUUUGAAAAUCAGAAAAUAGAAAACGAGAAGGACUCUAUAAUCAAUUCCUUGAAGAAAACGAUAGAACGACUGGAAAUUGAAAGGGACUAUUAUCGAAAUGAAUACAACAAAUUCAGACAAGAGUUUAACUCCCUAUCAAAUGGAGAUAAUGCUGACUUGUGGACUCAGGCUUGCGAACUAAGGCGUCAGCUAAACGAGAAGGAACAAGCUAUGGCUGAACUUCAGCGAGAAAAUAAAGCCUUGGAUCGUGAGAAGUUCAAUUUGGAAGCGAGGCUGCAGACCUCGAAAACCCAGCAACGGAGGCCGUGCGUUCCUUGCAGUCCGUACAGUCCUUGUAGGCCAGCCGGCUCUUGUAAUUGUUCAACAGCAUCUCCCCCCUCUCGUGGUGAUGCGAGUUCAACCAAGGCCGUGGUAGAGCGAUUAGAACGUGAAAGGGAUACAGCAAGAGCGGACGUUGAUCGAUUGGUGGAAGAACGCGAUGCUUUGCGCGAACGACUUAAGAUAGCAGUAGACGCUCAUACAUCUGAGCAGCGUAGAUUGAGGGAAAAUCUGUCGGAAGCAGAGACACGACUGAAGCAGUUAGAAACAGAAAGACAGGAUCUAAUGCUUUCUCAAGGCACUCGACGUGCAACAAUAAAUGGCUUGGAAGAUCAGUUGGAAGAUUUAAAACAAGAAUUAAGGCGGACUAAAGAAGAACUGUCAACUCAACGUACUCAGUACUUCCAGCUCAGAGCAUUGCAGGAGCAAACUGACCAGGCUCUUGGCGAUGUUCAGGGGCAACUUGGUCAAUCAGAAACAGAAUUGAGCAAAAUGCUAGAUCAUAAAAGAAAUGUAGAACAGCAGCAAAUGCAACUCGAUAAUCAAGUCAAGGAGUUGAAACAGGAGUGCAACAUGUUGCGGUCGAACUUGGCGCAGUUGGAUCAAGAAAAAGAUCAAUUAUUGAUGAAUCUGGAUGAAAAAACAGAGAGGAUAGCUGCACUGGAACGUGAAGUUAGGUUCAAAGAACAACAGGCCAAUGGACUGGAGCAACAGGUCACAGAUUUCCAUCAAAAAUAUCAAAUAUGCGUGGACCAAACUGCCGAGCAGGAGCGACAGUUGCGUACAAUGGAGGUGGAGAUAAACAAUCUUCAGCGUCAAUUGGCGUCAACGUCAAUGGACCGAGAAAAUGCAAUUCGGGAAAAUUCACGGAUUCAAGAUGACCUGGCAGCCGUAACUUGCGAAUGUCGCAAUCUCCAGCGAGAAUUAGAAGCAUCUAGGGCGGAAUCUCAUGAUUUAAAACGUCAACUGCAAACUUACGUCACUGAGGUUCGUCGAGCAGAAGAACUGUUAAAUAGGAAGGAAAAUGAAAGAUCUGAAAUGCUGAACCAUUUUAGAAGUUUGAGCUUGGAAGCUACAGUCUUGGAAACUAAUAAUCAAAGUUUAGAAUCUGAGGCUGCAGAAGCCAGAGGUGCUCUUCAGACUGCGCAGGAUCGUUUGCUUGAUCUGGAAAGGCAGAUCGCUGAUCGAGAUUGUCUGAUAAGGGGCUAUGAAACUCAGAUUGCAGAGCUAACGCAAAAUGUUGCCAGUAUGGAAACGCAGCUGCAUCAAGAAAGUGAACAGAGACGGCGGGCCGAAAGUGAUCUUAAUGCAGUUAGGGACCUUUGCGUUAAAUUAGAUCAACAAAAAGAAUCUCUUGAGGUACAGCUCGUUGACAAAGAAGCAAUGAGAGCGCAGUGCGAAUCCCAACUUGCGAGAUUGAAAGCCGAGCAAAACAUCGUGCAAGAUCAGAUGAGUAGAGAUAACGCAGCUGUUGAUAGACUGGAAGCAAUGUUGAAUCAAGCAAGACAAGAAUCCUUGAACAAUCAGACAACGAAUCAGGAACUUCAAAGCGAAAUGGCCAGGCUUAAGCAGAAGAUCAGUGAUCUCCAAAAUAAAUUGCACACAGAAACAUCUGAGCUAAGGAGAUAUCAAAACCAAGCUGCCGAAUACAGUAAGCAGAUAAGUGAGUUACGUCGUCAGAUGACUAAUGAAAGAUUUGAUAGAGCAAGAAAAGAAGAAGAAAGUAGGAGAACGAGUUCUCCGAGUAGUUCUGAGAAACAAACUUGUCCUCCGUGUACUGCUUUCAAAGGUCCUACUCCUGCCCCACGCCCAGACCCUAAGACUGUUAAUCAGUGGAAGAUUCCGGCACCCAGGUAGAUGUUUUACCGUUGAACGGUAGAUCUUUUUCGUCCCCUUUUUCACGCGCAAUAUUUUACU